Molecule: messenger RNA, 1365 nt
Organism: Dalotia coriaria
Lineage: Eukaryota; Metazoa; Arthropoda; Insecta; Coleoptera; Staphylinidae
Product: MAD2L1-binding protein
Exons: 2
Coding region: 376-1212 (278 amino acids)
Biological process (GO): regulation of exit from mitosis
Cellular component (GO): nucleus
Source: RefSeq, a predicted model, not a curated record
AAAUUUGACGUCAAUUGAAUACUUGUUACGCCUCGAUGGCAUCAUCAAUAACUUCCACGUACAAUUUUAAAUAAAUAUAACAAUGGAUUACAUAUUAUAACUACUGUUCGUUUAUAAACGCUUGGUAUAUUUUGUUGCGCACGCGCAACAACACCGCAACAAGAUAGCUAAUUUCAAAUGUCAAGACCGUUAUUUCUUAACCAAAAAAGUUUAGUGUAGUGUGAUAUGAAACAAAAUUACAAAUGAAGUUUUACGUUUGAUUGUCUAAUUUUUUAAAUAGAAUACUCUAUAAAAAAUGUUAAAAUUUCCCAGUUAACAAAAAGCCAUAAAUUAGUGUGUGCUAAUUAAUUACAAUAAAUUAAGAAUUAAAAUAAAAUGGAAGCAUUAAAUUGUUUUGGUGAUAAUAAUGUGGUCAAUCCUAAGACGAGAAAUAUCAACGUUGAUAUGAAAGACAUGAUUCUUACGCCGCAGACAUGCGUUUCUGUAAUCAUCGAAAUUCUCAAAGCGGUGCUCUACGAAAAAUCGCAACUUCCAUAUCCAUAUUCAUGGCUGAAGAAUGCCUUGAGUAAAAGAAAACCUGAGCCAAACAUACAUUCACACAGUAUAUCAAUCAUAGUGCAGAAGUAUUUCAAUUUGGCGUCGAAUGCAUUCAGAAGCGUGGAAGAUAUUACGACGAAUCUAAGUUCAUUGAUGAGUAGUUGUCAAAAAGUGCAAGAGGUAGUCAUUCUUUUUGGAUCAACACCCUACACACCCAAAGAGGUCUUCACCAUCAAAUUUCCAGAUCUUGCUAAGGGUCAUAUUGAAAGCAAUCAUAAAAAUAUGCUGCAAAAGAAGUUGCAUAAGGUUUUGAGAAAUGUCUUUCUAUCAGACCAAUGGCUGAGUGCAAUGCGUCAUCAAAUCCAAGUAACCAACACUUUUAUUAUGGUGAAAAAAGUUGGUGUCCUCAGACAUGAAGAUGAUUACUUUGAGCAUUAUAAAAACUUCGUGGUGCCGACAAACGUCUGCAAUACGGUGAUCACGUUGAACUACGACAAGAAGCAUGACACAUGCUGCGAAAAUUUACGAGUUUACGGUGAUACAAGUAAGACUACUGUGCCGCGUGCGAUUCAAUCAAUACAAUCGAGAAACGUCGAAUGGUAUCAAGCGAAAGGCGUCGUUAAAGGUUUUCAAGACUUUUUUAUUGAGAAAGUUUCGGUUUCCGAAAUAUGGUAAACAAAAUUUUUAGUUAUUAUGUACACCUCAAUGCAUUCUGCCUUAAUUUGCAAUUUAGUUUGCGUCCGUAUUCUUCUGCGAGGCGUUGUUCUGCAAGUAAAAAUUUAUUGUGAAUUUAUAAUAUGCUAUCAAAUGUAUACCUACUUGAACACA